Molecule: messenger RNA, 2830 nt
Organism: Meloidogyne enterolobii
Lineage: Eukaryota; Metazoa; Nematoda; Chromadorea; Rhabditida; Meloidogynidae
Source: the annotation of a GenBank genome assembly
UUUUUGCAACGCAAAAAUGAGAAAUUAUUUUGAUGAUAAACUACUUUUGUUCUUUACAUUAAUAGUUAUGUUAAUGAGCUUUUCAAUUAAUGCAGAAUUCCAAUCAUUGUUGAUUUUUACAACAAGAAAUGAAAAAGAAAAAGGUGAAGAAAAUUCUCCAUUAUUAGAUGAUUUAGAAUGGCAUAAAAUGAAUUCAUUUCAAUCAAGCAUUAAUGAUUUUGGACAUACUUUUUGGAAAAUAUUUUUAUUAAGAGGAGAAUCAGAACCUUUAUUUGUGGACAUACAAUCUGCAAUUCAAUAUGAUGAUCGAACAAAAGUUAUUGUUGGUAAUUCACAAUCACCAAACGGCAUAAUUGACAGAAUAUUUUUAAGUCCAUUCUGUUGGCGCAAAGGAGAAACAGAAGAACAAUUAGCUUUUGUAAUGUGCAAUAGAAAAUUAGAUUUUCCUCUAGAUGAAAGGGGGUGGCAAAUAAAUGAAAAAAUUGAAGUUGGAAAUGUUGGAAGAAGAUCUGAUGCUUUAAUGAAGAAGGAAAAAGGGGGAAGUGUUUGGAUUGAUUUAUUUACAUUUUCUGGUGUUCCUAUGGUUUCUGCUUCAACAAUAACAUCAAAAAAUAAUGAAAAGAAAAUAAUUGAAAAAGAAGAAGAAGAAGAAAAUGAAAUAAUAAAUGAACAAAAAAGGAAGAAAAGUAAAAGAAGAACAAACAAAUUAGAUGAUGAUGAGGAAGAGAUUAGGAAGGGAAGUGUCCAUGAAGAUGAAAAUGAAGAACAAGAAAAAGUAAAUAGUAAAAAACGUCAAAGGCGAAGAAGAAAGUAUGAUAGGGAAGUAAAGGAAGAAAAUGAAGAGAACAUUGAAGAAGGAAAUGAGGAAGAAAAUUAUGAGAAGGUUGAAGGGGGUAAACAGGAUAAUGGGGUAGAAGAAGGUAAAAACAAUGAUGAGGAAAAAAGUAAUGAAGAGGAAAUUGAGGAAGAGGUUGAUAAGGAGGAAAAAGAAAAUGAUGGAGAAGAGGUAGAUGAAGAAAAUGGGGAAGAAGGAGAUGAAGGUAAAGAUGAAGGAGAUGAGGAGGAUAAAGACGAGACUGAAGAUGAGGAGGAUAAUGAAGGAAAUGUUGGAGAAGACAGAAAAGAAAAUGAAGACGAUGAGGAUGAUAAUAAUGAUGAUGAUAAUGAUGAGUUUGAUUCUACAUUAAGUAUUGCAGAUAAGAAGAGAAUGUGCCGUUAUCGUUUAUCUUGUUAUGCUGAUAAGGGAAUUAAAAUUCCGGGAAAAUAUGGAGGGAAGGAACAAAAACAAGAAAAUGGGGAAUAUAUUCCAUUUGGGAAGAGAACACUUGGGGGAACAAAACUUAAAAUUGUUGAUGUUGAAAAGAAGGCAACAUUAAAGGAUGCAGCAAAACAAGCAGUCAAAAAAGUCCGUCAACAAGAAGCAGAAGGAGAAGUACUUCGAGAGAAAUAUGUAUAUGACGGAGAACGAGUACUUGCUGAUUUUUGGGCAGAAUUGGAACGGAAAAAUCGCUGUAAAUAUAGAAGAAGUUGCUAUUUAAGUGGAAAAUUACCAGAAAUUAAACAAAGCGAAAUUUUACAGUGGUUAGGAAGUUUUGGAAGUAGUGGAUUUUGGAAGGGAGAAAGAGAAGAGGAAAAUGAGGAGGAAGAGAGGGGUGAAGAUGAAGAAGUUAAAUUUGAAAAUAUGAGUGAAUAUGAGAAAAAAUUAUUUUGUCGAUAUAGAAAUUCAUGCUACAAAAAUGGAAUAAAACCAAAAAUUAAUAAUAAUUCGAUAACUACAUUUGGAAUAAAAGAAUGGAAUUUUAACAAUUUAAUUGAAGAUUUAAAAGGAUGGUUGUGGGGUGGAAUGGAAGGAAAACAAAAAAUUGAUAAAGAAGAGCCAAAACAAACAAAAUUAGAAUGUAAAUAUAGAAAAAGUUGUUAUUCUAGUGGUAAAUUACCUGAAGAACUUAGAAUUGAUAAAAAUGAAGAAAAACAAACAAUAACAAAAAUUUUGGAGGGGAAAAAGGUGCCAACAAGCGUAAAAGAACUUAAAUUGUUUUGUAAAUAUCGAAAAAGUUGUUAUGUUGCAAAUGCAGCAAUUCAACAAACGGAAAUAAUUGAGAAAGAAGGAAAUAAACAAAACAAAAAUAUUACUGUAGAGGAGAAUAAAUUAAUAAUUAAUAAAUCUAUGAAGAACAGUUCGCCGCCAAAGGAAGAAAAGAAAAAUAAAAAAUUACCUAAAAAUUCUUCUAAAAGAAAAAUAAAAAUUGAAGAAAAAGAAGAGGAAAAUAAAAAAGAAAAAAUUAAAAAGGAUUGUUUUGUUGAUAAAAAAAGAAUUAAGGAAACAAUACCUCCCCAAGAAGGAUGUAAAUUUAUUGAAAGAAGAAAGGAAGAAGAAUAUAAUGAAGGAGGGAAUUUAGAAGAAGAUAACGAAGAAGUAAAGAAGAGAAAAAUGAAAAAAUAUAUAGUAAAUGAAGAAAUUAAUGAAAUAAAAGAAGAAGAGAGGGAAGUGGAGGAGGAGGGGGAAGUGGAAGAAGAAAAGAAAGUAGAGGAGGAAGUGGAGGAAGAAGUGAAGAAAGAAGAAGAAGAGGAGGAAAAGGAAACAAAAAAUAAAAUAAGAAAAAAUAAAAAAUAUAAUAUAGAAACAAAAGAAAAUUUAGUUGAAGAGAAAAAACAAUGGAAAAGAAGGAAAAGUUUAAAUGAAGAUAAACCUUUAUUUGAUUGGAGAAUAUUAAGUAAUUUAUUAUUAACGGGAAGUAAAGAACCACGUGAAUUUGAAAUUGAGGAAUGGGAGAAAAUGAGUGAAAAAGAAAGAUUAUUUCGAUGCCGGCAAGUUUUGGAAAUUAAUUAA